AUGCCAAAAGUAAAUAUUUAUGGACGAUUACAACUCGGCUUAGAAAUUUUUGGAUCGACAUAUUCCAAACAGCAUAUAAAAUCAGCCAACAUUUUAGCCCAAUUUGUUCAUGGAAAUACUAAAGAUAUUUAUUCCGAUAUUGUUCAAUUUUAUUUUAAGCAUACAGUACAUUUCUGUGAUGUAUCUAAAAAACAUUCUUUAGCAUUU
Messenger RNA from Funneliformis caledonium, 207 nucleotides. The record is from the annotation of a GenBank genome assembly. Lineage: Eukaryota; Fungi; Glomeromycota; Glomeromycetes; Glomerales; Glomeraceae.